This is a messenger RNA of Echinops telfairi (small Madagascar hedgehog), 586 nucleotides long. Its product is annotated as E3 ubiquitin-protein ligase RNF213-like. Bases 76 to 432 code for a protein of 118 amino acids. The record is from RefSeq and is a predicted model, not a curated record. Lineage: Eukaryota; Metazoa; Chordata; Mammalia; Afrosoricida; Tenrecidae. The transcript is spliced from 4 exons. Gene Ontology annotation, molecular function: ATP hydrolysis activity; ubiquitin-protein transferase activity. Gene Ontology annotation, biological process: negative regulation of non-canonical Wnt signaling pathway; ubiquitin-dependent protein catabolic process; sprouting angiogenesis. Gene Ontology annotation, cellular component: cytosol; membrane; nucleolus.
AACUGCCAGUACAGAGUGGAACAAGGUGGAGAAGCCCUGCAAGAGUUUGACCUGGAGAAGAUCCAGCGGCAGGUCAUGAGCCGAUUUCUGCAGGGCAAGCCCAGGCUUACGCUGAAGGGACUACCCACUCUGGUAUAUCGACAGGACUGGAACUAUGAGCAUCUUUUCCUGGACAUCAAGAACAAGAUGCCACAGAGCACUCUCCCCGACACGGUCCUCAGCGCCCUCCGUGGACAGCUGCAGUCCUUCAGCGACGCCUGUGAAGCUCUGUCGGUCACAGAAGUCACCUUGGGCUUUCUGAGCACAGCGGGUGGUGACCCCAACAUGCCCUUGAAGGAGUAUAUCCAGGACGUCCUGCGAAUGCGUGAUCAGACAAGCCCUGCUUUACAGGCAGUGCACCUGGAUGUGGCUGAGGAACAAGCCGAUGCCUGAGGAUUCUGAAGGACCGGAGGAGGGAGGAUCAUUCAGAGGAGUUUGAAGCUGAAGCAAGGGCAUCAGCAGCCUGCAAUAGGGAUGGUGUCACACGGCACAGAGAAGUGUACAGAGCAGAAAGGACCGUGUGGAAGAGCAGUCAGACCCACUGCCU